Molecule: messenger RNA, 5246 nt
Organism: Epinephelus lanceolatus (giant grouper)
Lineage: Eukaryota; Metazoa; Chordata; Actinopteri; Perciformes; Serranidae
Gene: slc39a10
Product: solute carrier family 39 member 10
Biological process (GO): intracellular monoatomic cation homeostasis; zinc ion import across plasma membrane
Cellular component (GO): plasma membrane
Molecular function (GO): zinc ion transmembrane transporter activity; monoatomic cation:bicarbonate symporter activity
Source: RefSeq, a predicted model, not a curated record
CGUAAACCACACGGCAGUUUUCUUUUUUUGGUACCGAGCGGAGAGGAGAUGCACACGGCACUCGAGUGAGAGUGCAUAUUUCAGAAGAGUUGGAAAAACCCCUCACACAGUAGCACAGGAACUGGGGGCCAAGCAGGAGGAGACGUAUUACGGGGACCAGAAGUAAGGGGAAAAUGCGAGUCCACGUGCACACCAAGUUUUGUUUCCUGUGUGUGCUCACCUUCCUAUUCCAUCAGUGCAACCACUGCCAUGGAGAAGGACAUGACCAUCAGCAUGGCGGACAUCACCAUGCUGACCACAACCACGUCCACAGCGACCUGCAGAUUUCCGAGGCUCUGUACGUGAAAGGAGCCACUUUGUCCCCAGAGUCCAACAAUCCUCAAGGGCACGCUCUAGAAGAGGAGCAGCGCUUCUACAUCCAGCAGCUCUUCAGACGCUACGGCCAAAAAGACCAGCUAGAUUUCCAGGGAUUUCAGAGUCUGCUGGUUAGUUUGGGUCUGGGUGAGGUGAAGGUGGUAGAUCUAGAUCACGAGGAGCUUGGCCAUGACCAUGUAGCUCACCUCGACUUGGUGGAUUUGAAGGAGGGGCUUCAUUCACACUCAUCCACCAGUGAGGGCCGUGGUGCAGGUCACGGUCACGGGCAUGGUCAUCCACACCACAAGCCUGGCACCCACCAUCCACACACAGAGCAAGUUCCGACAAGAUGCACCCAGCACACCACUGCUGCCAGUCCAGCUGCUGGUGCACCUACAGGACAUGACCAUGAUCAUGACCACAGUCAUGACCACGAUCAUGACCACGAUCAUGGGCAUGAUGCAGAACAUAAUCAUGAUCACACCAAAGCAGAGGGUAGUGACCAUAAACAUUCUGGUGGGCAUGUGCAGGACACACAUGAUCAUGCCCAUUCCCAUGAUCACGCACAUGACAAAGAGCACAAACAUGAGCAGGCACAGGUGAACUCUAACAAGGACCUGUCCUCUCAGCCUCAUGGUGAUCAUGACCACAGCGAUCACGACCACAGUGACCAUGACCACAAUCAUGUCCCCGAAGUGCAGCCAGGCACAGACAUUCCUCCACUCGGCCAGGAACAGCAGCCCUCUACCCAGUCGGAGCCGUCCCAGGUCCCUCAAGUGCCGCAGUCCUCUCCUGCCAACACAGAAAGUCGGCCCAAGAAGCCGAGAAAGCCAGGCAGGAGCAGAGGACAGGGAGGGCGAAACAAAAGUCUUGCUUCUGAUAGCCAUGACCAUCAAUCUGAACACAGUCAUGACCAUGAUCACGGUCAUGGUCACAGCCAUUCUCAUAAAGAUAAGAGAGAAGCACCAGGAGAGCCUGCCAACCCCACGUUGCCAAUCCCCGCCUUGUCUGGCCACCCAGAAGGAUCGGCUCACCAGCAUGAAGAGUGUUUGAACCUGACUCAGCUCCUCACCUACUAUGGCCUGAGUCCCGAUUCACUCAUCUCCCCCAGCCAGUUCACCUACCUGUGUCCUGCCCUGCUCUACCAGAUAGACAGUCGCGUCUGCAUCCGCCAUUACCACCAGAUGGACGUGGAGCAGGAAGCCUUGGAGCAAGCCAGUUCCAUGUGGGUGUGGCUGUGGGGGUUUGUAUCCAUCACCAUCAUCAGCCUGCUGUCUCUGCUGGGUGUUGUUCUCGUACCCAUCCUCAAACAAUCCUGCUUCAAGUUCCUGCUCACCUUCCUGGUGGCACUGGCAGUGGGCACGCUCAGUGGAGACGCUCUCCUUCAUCUGCUGCCCCACUCUCAAGGGCAGCACGACCACAGCGCAUCUGAGAAGAGUCACAGCACUGAUCUGGUAACAGCCUUUGAUGGAGUAUGGAAGGGCCUAACAGCACUGGCCGGCAUCUACCUCCUCUUCAUCAUCGAACACUGUAUCGGCAUGUUUAAGCACUACAAAGACCACGGGGGCAUGAAGAAGACGAGUGAGGAGGGCAAGAUUGGCAGGAAGUUGUCAGAUCACAAGUUAAAUCGGCGCUCAGAUGCAGAGUGGCUGCACCUGAAGCCGCUCAGUGAGGACCCCGACAACACCGCCAUCUCCUGCGACAAUGGUCACAAUGACACACAGCUCACAGAGCUCCAGACGCCUGACUCUCCCACCAACAAGACACCGCUGGCGCCAACAAACCCCCUACAAGACCCCCUGUCACCCACCAAGGAGAACGGACGCAAGGCCAAGAGGCACGGACACUCACACGGCCACGGCCACUCCCACGGUGGGAACUGCCACUCAGACCAGGAGAUGAAGGACGCUGGUAUAGCCAGCAUUGCCUGGAUGGUCAUAAUGGGCGAUGGCAUGCAUAACUUCAGUGACGGCCUGGCUAUAGGCGCAGCGUUCAGUGCAAACCUGACAGGAGGCAUCAGUACAUCAGUGGCUGUUUUCUGCCAUGAAUUACCUCAUGAACUUGGUGACUUCGCCGUGCUGCUGAAAGCAGGGAUGUCUGUGAAGCAGGCCAUUGUCUACAAUGUGCUGUCCGCCCUCAUGGCCUACGUUGGCAUGCUGAUUGGCACAGCCGUGGGACAGUACACACACAAUGUCACCAGCUGGAUCUUCGCCAUCACGGCUGGCAUGUUCCUCUAUGUGGCUCUGGUGGAUAUGCUGCCAGAAAUGCUUCACGGGGACAGUGAGGACCACAAGCGCUGCCAGCUGGGACACUUUAUCCUGCAGAACCUGGGCAUGCUGACCGGGUUCGGCAUCAUGCUGCUCAUCGCCAUCUUUGAAGACCGCAUCGUUUUCGAUUUUGGCUUUUAGUCGUGGAGAGGGGUUGGGGGGGGUGCUGGGAAGCGAAGGAGGGGAGAGUUGGAUGUAUCAAUAUUGUUCUUCUUGGCCUUAACAUGCUUUGUUUGCAAUGUAACGGCCCCGUCUUGCAUGCAGUGUGGGUCUCGUUCAUGGCCAGUGCCUCCAUUCCAAACAUGCAACGGUAGCUUAAUGCAUAUCUCAUGACUCUGCCAGUGAUGUUUACACUCUGCUCCUCCAUUACCUCUCCUCUGUCAGCUCCAAUCUGUCUGCUCCCUGUGAAACAAAAAAAAAAAGAGAGAGAGAAAGAAGAGCGAGGCCGCACACCGACCAGAGAGCACCUCCUCUGCUCUGAACCAGUAACCUCCAUCUAAAAAAGAGCUGUAGACGGUAAGGCGGCACAGGAGGCGCAUUUCCUGCAGAGAGGCAGCUGCCACGGCCCAGCAGCUCACCGCCUAUGCAUCAUCACCUGUUGUUAGUGUGUUGUCGUCAUACACCCCCCUACGCCUCCCCGUCUCCUCUCCGCUCUGUGCUGUGUCCCAUCAUCCAUGCCUCGUACAUCUGUGGUGUGUUUUCCACCCGCCAUCCAUCAUCAACCUCUGAUGUCAUCACGCUGUGUAUCAAACAUCUCGUGUCUCUCUGUGCCAAGCCCUGGCCACUGGAGCAGCACCACAGCAGUGAUGCUCAGUUUAGCUAGCUAUUACAUCUGGAAUAAACCCUUAGCUCACGUGGCUUCACCUCCAAAAUGUGUUGACAGCUAUAAACUGCGGUGUCAAAACAGAAAAGUGUUCCCCGACUUUGCGUGGGAGAGUCUAAAUGGCUCAGUGUUGUUUUCGUGCUGCAACUUCCUCCAUUAAUUACGUCAGAGUUGUGUUUUAUUGUCUAAUUUGAUCUUUGGGAUUAUUAAAUCUUUGUAGUUCAGAGCUAACACAGCUGCCAAAGCCUUUACAAAUAAGCAUUUAAGACUUUAAUGUUUUUGUUUAGAUACUAGAUGUCACAAAUGUCUGACCAAUUUUCUUUUUAAGGGUUUGACAAUCUGUAGCCAGAGGAGACAUAUCCUUAUUAGGCCUUUAUAUACUAGAUUUCUUUGUAAGAAUCAGCAGCUUCAAAAUGUGAAUUCAGAGAAAGACUAGCUGUUCUUGUCUUCUUGUUGUAGUUUACUAGAUUUAUUUAGGGUGCCUCUUUGAGUUCCUAAAAGGUGCUUUGUCCAGCUGGACUGCCCUGUAACGGACAUUUAAUUACAGUAGGAGGUCGAGAUGUCACACAAACGCAGAUUUUUUUUGAUGUACUGUAAAUAUAUGAGGUCUUUAUAGUAUCAGUAGCGGAGCAGCUAAAAGCUAACUUUUGUUGCUGCUAAUAGUUUUAAAGGUACUUCUGUCAAGGAAACCUCCUGAUCAUCUGAGACAGACCUAGUAGAAGGCUGUGCUCUUGUACCACAGCAGAACAAUAUACUGUGUGACAGCAUUCCCUGCAUUUGUAAUCCAUGUUUAACUCGAGUUAUCAAACCACAAAGACAAAGAUUAUUAUUAUUUUUUAUACUUUGACAAACAUUCCCAGUGUAUGUUCCUGAGGGUGCACAUUGUUGUCACUCUGCUGACUGUGCCAAAACUGGCCCCAUUGGGGAUUCUCAGUGGCUGGUGCUUGACACUGCCCCUCCCCCCUCUGCCCCCCUACAUUCCAUUGGCUGUCCUGCAGCUCACACGCUAAGCUAGCUAGCCUAGCUUCAGCUGCUGGAGCACACAGAUAAAUGUGUGUGGCUUCAUUUAUCCUGUCACUGUGUGACAUCCAUCAUGCACGUCUCAGCUGGCUGUAAAUCAUCGUCAGUCACAUUGAACUCGUGUUAUUGACCUGACUGAAUCAUGCAUGAAGCAUGAGUGAAACGGUACAGACACUGUUGAGUGUACAUUUGUUUUUUUCAUUCUUUGUACUGCAAAGUUAAACUAUUGACAACCUUUGUUACUUUUUAAAUUAAAUGUGUGUGAAGAUCAUGAGGGAUUCUUUGGGGCGCAGUGAAACUGCAUUACUUCUAUCUUUUUACAGGCAUUUUAAGACUUCAUCUUAUGUUCAAUGAGACCCGAAUGUAUUUCAUUUUGUUUUAACAUCAAAUACAGUUCAUAAUUUGAUGUCUUUAAAAUAAUCAUUUUACUUGGCAUUCAUUCAGUUUCCUACAAUAUUCAUUUUGGUUGAGUUUUUUGUAUUUAAAAAGAUUAGGGGUCUUUUUUCUGAAACAUGUAUAAAUACAAUCUAAUCUGUACUGUCAAGUGUGAGAUACGAGUCAAUUACACUUUGGACACUGCGCCCCAAAGAACACACGUCUUCACUGUUUAUUGGGCAAAGAAUUGUCUGUAAAAUGAAGGUCCAUGAUUGUUCUCAUUUUUGCUUUGUUGUCUGUAUGUUUGUUCAGUAAUCUGGAUAUAAAAUGCAAAGUGUGACAUCCUUGCUGUUUGCCUGUCUGUGCAUUCUCCCCAUUACGAAAGGAAAAUAAACUCUGAAAAGAUC